GGAGCAGACAUGAAAUAAAUUGUUAGUUGUUGAAGGUUAGAGACAAUAAGACCCGAGAGUUGGGAUUAUGCGUCUUAUUUACUGGAUCACGUGGUGGAAUUUUCACAAUCACCCGUCUCUCAUAAAACCUAGCGAAGAAGAAAACGGUGGCUUGGCUUGUUCUUUUCUUCUUCACAUUUUCCAGUUUUAAUUCUCAUCUCAAAUUAAUAUUAUUUAAAGAUUUUUCAAAAAAAAAAAAAAAGUUUAUCUGUCUCAAAUCUAGGUCUAGGAAAGGAGAAGCAAAUUUCCCCAAAAACCCAAUUAAAGAAUCCCAGGUUAUUAUUAUUAUUAUUAUUAUUAUUAUUAUUAUUAUUAUCAUUAUGGCAUUGACGCUCUGGUUCAACAAAAAGAUCGUGGAUCCCCUUAUCCAGAUCCUCCGCAAGGGAGCAGAACCCAAGCAGUUGGCCUUCUCUUCAGCCUUGGGAAUUACUUUGGGAAUUUUCCCUAUAUGCGGGGUUACGGUGUUGCUUUGUGGGAUGGCAAUAGCGUUGCUUGGAUCUCACUGCCAUCCUCCAACUGUAAUGCUUGUUAAUUUCUUGGCUACUCCGAUCGAGUUGAGCUUGGUGGUGCCCUUCCUUCGCUUUGGGGAAGCGUUAUCUGGUGGACCUCAUUUUCCCUUAACUUCUGAUGCCUUGAAGAAAGUUUUGACUGGCCAAGCUUCGAGUGAACUCCUCUUUAGUAUUGCCCAUGCUUUGUUGGGAUGGCUUGUUGCGGCACCCUUUGUUUUGGUCACACUCUACAUUCUAUUUUUGCCAAUUUUCAAGGUUGUCGUCCCCAAGUUUAGGAGUGUUCCUUUGAGCCCAAGGAAACAUCUUCUUUCACCUUCAGAAGUUGGGCUUAAGGUGAGGCAGGUUUGAUCGUUGUAAUCUUGUAUAUUUCUUUCACGGAAUGGUUUGACUGGAAACUGCAAUUAUACAUGUUUCUCACCUAAUGGCAUUUGUUGUAUAUAAGUCAUAUCUGGCGCUUAAUCCAUCAAUACAGAAUGUGGUUUAUGAGCCUUAUUGUGUUGAGUAUUGUUAGUGGGCUUGCAUGCAUCCAGAUACGUAUAUUUAUACAUAUAUGUAUAUGUGUAUUAAAAUAGGGAAACUAAUGGUUGAGCAUAACUUUGAGUCUGAGUUUGAAUGACUAAUUUUAUGCCUUACUUAGCAAUGAACAAUAUCCGGAUUCUAAUGA
Messenger RNA from Gossypium arboreum, 1212 nucleotides. RefSeq lists its product as uncharacterized. Lineage: Eukaryota; Viridiplantae; Streptophyta; Magnoliopsida; Malvales; Malvaceae. Gene Ontology annotation, cellular component: intracellular membrane-bounded organelle. The record is from RefSeq and is a predicted model, not a curated record. Bases 360 to 896 code for a protein of 178 amino acids. The transcript is spliced from 5 exons.